GCUUUUAAUGUGGAUUAUAUUUCAGCAAAUUUCUAUGCACUCUUUUAAAAACGGCAAACCGAUCGAAUAAUCUGAAAGAGAAUGCGGGGUGUACGAGUGUGAAUAAAUAAAUUGUUAUUUGGAUACACAAAAGUGAUAAAUUAUUGACAUAUUGUUUAAGAAAUAUUUUGAAGUGCUUUGGAAAUAAUAGAAAUUUGUGCUCUGAACGCAAGGCUCUUUUUUUUAUAUUUUCUGCAGUUGAAAGAAGGGUGAAAAGUAAGCGGAAAAUGGUUGAUUAUUACAAAGUGCUGGACAUAUCGCGAGAUGCGACAGAAAGCGAAGUGAAGAAAGCUUAUAAAAAAUUGGCACUGAAGUGGCAUCCUGAUAAAAAUCCUGACAAUUUAGAUGAAGCAAAUACGCGAUUUAGAGAACUAUCUGAAGCCUACGAGGUUUUGUCGGAUGCACGUAGACGGAAAAUUUAUGAUACACGUGCGACGCUACAGAAGGAAGCUUCAACAUACAACUAUGCCAAAGGCAGUGGAUAUACGGGCGGCAGUGGUUAUAGAUACCGAACCCGUGCUGAUCCUAAACGCGACUACAAUUACAACUAUAAAGAUGACGAACACUGCAGACAUGAUAAUAAUUCAAAUAAACAUGGGAACCGAUAUCACUCCUUUACUUUUCGCAAUUUAUUUGAAUGGACACCAUUCCAUAAAUUAUUUGAAAAAAAGCGUCGUCUUUACGACCAAUAUGGUAAAGAGGGGCUGUUGGGUGAUCGGGGUCAUCAUCGAUCUUCACGGCACCAUCAUACGCAUGACUACGAUGACUUCGACAUAAUGGGUGGUUUCCCAUUUGUGUUUCGGCCACCAGAGGAAGUUUUCCGCGAAUUUUUCGGUGUAAAUUCACCGUUCGCUGAUUUAUUUAGAGAUGUACAUGGUUACCCUCAGUCGAACAGACACAAUAACGGGCUUAGCACCAGUGGACGUCAACAUGUCGGCACUAAAUUGGCCUCACCAUUUGGAGCGCCAAUGCUGAACUACUCUAUGAUGGAUUUUAUGAUGCCGUCCAAUGGAUUUACUUCAUUCAGCUCAUUCAAUUCAGUUCCAAAUGGACGGGGUGGUGCGGCAAAUGGCGCCGUCCGACGCACAUCAACUUCAACGACAUUCGUUAACGGCAAAAAAUUAAUGACUAAACGAGUCUAUGAAAAUGGAAAGGAGACUGUAUUUUCAUACGAAAACGAUGUCCUGAAAUCAAAGACUGUGAAUGGAGUUACACAGAAACUCUCUUCAAUUACAAAUUAAGGAAAGUCAUAAACUUUACAGAAAGAAUAAAAGAGAAAAAUCAAUCAAAAUUAUGCCACGUGUAACUCUUCUCCCUAAGUCUAGGAUUUUCCACUACCAUAGAUCAGUUAAUUUCGUUAUUAUUUUUUUACGAAUAUCUAUAAUGAUAAUGUAUGUAAACAUAUAAAUUAAUUAGUAAUUAAUGAAGAGAAUGAAUUUGAUGAUUCUCCUCUAUUUUACGUUUAUUUUUAUUAUUUAUAAGAGUCAGUAUAAAUGAGAGGUAUAAUUUUAAAGAGAUAUGAAUUGAGGACAUUUUCAUUCAUAUUUGAUAGAAAGGAUUAAAUCUCUUAAAAUUAUGGAAUGCCAGCUUAAAUUUUUUUUUUACCACAUACCCGAGAAUGAUUCACCCUGUAACUAAAUUUCAAAUAUAUAUAUAAAUUUGAUUAUAAAUUAAAUGAAUAGAAGAUCUGAAGUCAAAACUGAAGUGAAUAAAAACCCAAAACCAUCAAUAAAGUGGAUUAUUAAAAAAUAGCAAUGUAGAGAAAUUUAAUUAUUUUACCAGAAAAGUACUUUGUUCAUUUAUUUGUCAUUUAAUUGUAGAAACUUAUAUUUUGAUAUAUAAAUGACAAAUGAAAUGUGAUACAUGCCUACAUUUCGUAAAUGAUCAAAUAGAUUGACAUUAGGCAAUCGCCAAUAGCUAAAAGAAGUCGGAUGAAUUAUGUUUAUUAACAAAUUUAUUUAUUAAUCAUAAAGUGUAUUUUUAUCUUUUACCUCAAAAUAAAAAAAUCAUCAAAAUUAGUAUACUCCGAAUUAUUAAAAAAGACCAACAGGCAUGUUAAUUUAUAUAACUAAUCCGGAAAAGGCCGCUGCUGUAUGCUCUUGAAUUAUUUCGAUGAUGGUUCAUACUAGACAUCCUUAUGAUGCCAGAUAUGAAUAAUUUUCUAUUCUUUGUAUACAUGGGCAAAUUAUAAAAAUCAAAUUAAGAAGUAUGGAAGUCAUAUGGCAAAAAUUGUGAAUGUAAUGAUUUUGAAUGUGAAAGGGUAAAUAGUUUCAUAAUAUCUAGAAGGUAGUGAAUUAUAUAUCUAACAAGUUAAUAAAAGUAAAGAGAUUUACUUCAGCUCCAGAUUUUUAAGUAUAAUAUAUAUGAUUUAAGUAUCAAAGAAGGGUAUACAAUUUAGAAAUAAACACGAAAACAUGAAAACAUUUGCAUUCUAUUUCUUUUGGAAAUCUAUGAAAAUUAAAAUUUUUUAAUAUAUGAUAUUGUUGCAGGACUUUAUGUAAAAGUUGCAAAAUUUUCACAAAGAUGUAUUCAGUACGUGAAUAAAUGUUGAAAUAAAUUACUUUUACGAUGAAAACAUA
Bactrocera tryoni is the source of this 2618-nucleotide messenger RNA. It is a transcript of the gene mrj, whose product is annotated as dnaJ homolog subfamily B member 3. The transcript is spliced from 7 exons. Lineage: Eukaryota; Metazoa; Arthropoda; Insecta; Diptera; Tephritidae. The record is from RefSeq and is a predicted model, not a curated record. Gene Ontology annotation, molecular function: Hsp70 protein binding. The coding region runs from base 267 to 1280 and encodes 337 amino acids.